AUGGGCGUCAAGAACAACGUGACUGAGUUCGUCUUGCUCGGCCUUUUCCAGAGCCGGGAGAUGCGGCGAGCCUGCUUCCUGGUCUUCUCUUUCUUCCACACGCUCACGGUCCUGGGGAACCUUCUGGUCAUCGUCACCAUCAACGCCAGCAAGACCCUGCACGCUCCCAUGUACUUCUUCCUCCGCCACUUGUCCUUUGCCGACAUGUGCUAUCCAUCCGCCACCACACCCAAGAUGAUUGCUGACACUUUGGUGGAGCGCAAGACCAUCUCCUUUGAGGGCUGCAUCACCCAGCUCUUUGCUGCCCACUUCUUUGGUGGCACCGAGAUCUUCCUCCUCAUGGCCAUGGCCUAUGACCGCUACGUGGCCAUCUGUCGGCCCCUGCACUACGCCACCAUCAUGGGCCGCCGGAAGUGGGGGGCCUCCUGGGUGGCUGGCUUCCUGCAUUCCAUCCUGCAGACGCUCCUCACGGUCCAGCUGCCCUACUGUGGGCCCAACGAGAUCGACAGCUUCUUCUGUGAUGUCCAUCCCCUGUUGAAGCUGGCCUGUGGGGACAGCGGGAUGAUUUCUUUAGUGUCCUUCAUCAUCCUUAUCGUCUCCUAUGUGGUCAUCCUACUGAACCUGAGAAGCCGGUCUUCUGAGAGCCGGCGCAAUGCUCUGUCCACAUGCGGCUCGUUUAUUAUCAUGGUGCUUCUGGUCCUGGUGCCCACCAUGUUCAUGUACAUUCGACCCUCCACUGCCCUGGCUGCUGACAAACUCGUCAUCCUCUUUAACAUCGUCAUGCCACCUUUGCUGAACCCUCUGAUCUACACGCUGAGGAACAGUGAGGUGGAAAAUGCCAUGAGGAAGAUCUUCAGGGUCAAGGGGGGUUGGGGGGAGAAGUGA
Molecule: messenger RNA, 885 nt
Organism: Capra hircus (goat)
Lineage: Eukaryota; Metazoa; Chordata; Mammalia; Artiodactyla; Bovidae
Product: olfactory receptor 4S1
Biological process (GO): G protein-coupled receptor signaling pathway
Cellular component (GO): membrane
Molecular function (GO): olfactory receptor activity; G protein-coupled receptor activity
Source: RefSeq, a predicted model, not a curated record